Molecule: messenger RNA, 4079 nt
Organism: Biomphalaria glabrata
Lineage: Eukaryota; Metazoa; Mollusca; Gastropoda; Planorbidae
Product: neuronal acetylcholine receptor subunit alpha-10-like
Exons: 9
Coding region: 316-2109 (597 amino acids)
Biological process (GO): signal transduction; regulation of membrane potential; nervous system process
Cellular component (GO): postsynaptic membrane; synapse; neuron projection
Molecular function (GO): transmembrane signaling receptor activity; acetylcholine-gated monoatomic cation-selective channel activity
Source: RefSeq, a predicted model, not a curated record
CUGACACUCUCAAACUUCAGUUUUGGUAAAUUUCGGGAGGUUGUUUUACGAGCCGGUGCUAUCAGACGUCUUUCCUCUGGUCCGAUAGUAAAUACAAAGAUAUACAAUAUCAGAAAAAUCUCUUUCAACUCUAGCUGCUAAAACGAACACAGAAUUCUGUCAUCUUUUAAUGAAGUUUUUCUUUCAUUGAAAUAAGUGUGCGGCUAAGAUGUAAGCAAUGAGGGACUAAUUUCUAGCUCUUUUCUUACGCAGUUGAUGCAUUUCCUCUGUUCGUGACUAUAGGGGACGUAAUCGUGUUUCACUAAUGGAGUAAUUAUGUCACGUUCUGUGUUCUCAUUGGCUAUAGUCUACAUGGUGUUGACCAACUUCUUUGGGGCGUGUCAUGAAGAUGGGUAUGAAGGGGUCACCGAUGACCACGUCUUUGAAGAUGAGUUCAUGAAUGAGGACCCCGAGCCCAAGUUCCAGUCCAGCGAGCAGAGGCUAAUGAACUACCUGGUGAGGAACUACGACAACAGUGUACGCCCCGUCUACGACUCCACCCAGGCGGUGGACAUUCAGCUGGGCUUGACCUUAACCCAGAUCCUGGACUUGGAUGAGAAGAAUCAAGUUUUGACCACUAACGUCUGGCUCGAAGCAGAGUGGUUUGAUCAAAGACUCAAUUGGUCAGUUUCAGACUUUGGCGGCAUCUCGUCCAUCAGGAUCCCGUGCCAGAAACUGUGGCUGCCGGACAUCGUCCUCUACAACAGUGUUGACGACUAUACUUCCGGUUACAUGCCUACUCUGGCCAUGGUGUACAACAAUAGUCGAGUCUUCUGGGGGCCUGUCAUCCGUUUCCGGUCCUCCUGCAAGAUUGAUAUCACUUUUUUCCCUUUCGACACGCAGGUGUGCAAAUUGAAGAUGGGAUCAUGGGCGUACACUGGCUUGCAGGUGGAUGUUUGGAAUAGUUCUACCACAAUGGACUUGUCCAAUUUCGUGGAUAAUGGAGAGUGGGAACUGCUAGGUGUGGCUGUCAAGAGAAAUGUAGUCUAUUACGCCUGCUGUGAGGAGCCGUUCCCUGACGUCACGUUCACUAUUCAACUCAGGCGACGGACCAUCUACUAUUUUAUGAACAUUAUCAUCCCUUGUAUCAUUCUAAGCUUCUUGUGUCUUGGCGGGUUCUUGUUACCAUCUCAAAGUGGAGAGAAGAUAACUCUGGGUCUCAGUGUCCUGCUGACCAUCACAGUUUUCAUGCUGAUGGUGGCCGAUAAGAUGCCCCAGACUUCAGAGUCCAUUUCAGUCAUAGGAAUCUAUCUUAUGGUUGUAUUAGCUACCAGCUGCCUGUCCGUCCUCUCCUCUGUUUUAAUACUCAGCCUCCACCACCAGCAUGGGAGACCAUCGAGGGCGCCACUGUGGCUCCGGAAACUGUGCUUCAAUAUCAUCUCUACUGUUCUCUGCUUGCAGCAGAGGCGCAGGACGAUACACCCACUCGGGGUCAAAGUGGAAACGCCCAAAGGGAGCAACGGUUUUAAGAAAGAGGCAAAGUUCCGGUCAAGCAGUAAGGUGGCCAGUAGCGAGGAUGAGAGGGAGUACUUCCGGAUGGACCACAGUGGCCAGAACUCUCAUGGGGAAGGCGUAGCCAACAAGGGCCCCGAUCGAUUCAAGCCAGCCAAGAACUACACUUACGAUCAAUGCUACCCACCUCGGAACGGGGCGCGGCACCCUUACGCCCCUCGGAAACACAGCACGUUGAAGCAGUACAAGUUUUACCCUUCCAGCGGGCCGGCACGAGGCGCCGCGGGGCAUUCCGACAGCAGUUUCAGUGAUAAACACUCAGGCGUCGCCGCCGAGGGCGCGGACAUAGAGAGCCUGGAUGACGACUCCUGCGACGAGGCGAGGCCGAGGGUGGAAGCAUCCCGCCACCGCCAGACUUACAGCGUGGUGGUCAAGUACCUGAUCAACCUGAUCCAGACACGCCACGAGGGCGAGGUCAGAGACGAAGAGAUCUUUCAGGAGUGGCACGACGUGGCCUUCGUUCUGGACAGGCUUCUCUUUUAUCUCUUCUUCCUGAUCACGCUGGUUUCCACCGUGACAAUACUGGAGAUGAGGCCGGAGGAGGAGAGAAUUGUUUGACCAUUCACGUGACAAGUAGACUUCUUCAGGCGCCGGAAGCUCUAAUACUGUGUAUACCGCUUCCCUAACUUCUAAUACCUAAUCUACAACAAAACCUUAGGUCAUUCUAAAGUGUAGGACUAUACAAUGAUAACAAUCAGGGCCGGCCUCAGGCAUAGGCGAACUAGGCAGCCCCCUAGGGCCUCCGAUUAGUGAUGGCCUCAACCUGCACUCAAAAAAUUUAGAGAAAAAAAAUGCGAAACUUGGAUCAGAUCUCAAACACAGCAGAACUCGAUGAAUCGUCUGCUAGCCUCGCUCUAAGUCUCUACUGUGAGUCAAGGUGCCAUUUGGAACGCUAGGGGAAUUGCGCUAUAUGAAUUUAUUUUAUUUGUUGAUUUAGGUAUAGAUGCAGGAUGGUUUCAAUCCAUUGCGUAAUUUUAUUUCUAGGUCUUUUUAUUUUCUAUUUCAUUUGGAGCUACCAAAUCCAUUUCGCCUAGGGCUUCCAACUACUUUAGGCCGGCCCUGUGAUUAAUGUUAUGACACAUGAAAUAGAUGGAAGCCUUCAUUGAACAUCAUUAAAUCUCAUAGUUUGUGUCCUGUCAACACGUGUACAUUAAUAGCCAUGUCGUGAAGACUAUUGACAAUGUACACAUCAUUUCUUCUCGAUGCAUCUCCAAACUUUAUUGUAUAACAUUUUCAAUGAACCACUUCUGUUUAGUCGAGCAAAGACUAACAACCUUUGGGCCGUUUGGUAAAUAGUUUCUUUAUUUAUUUAACCCUUUCUUAUUUCAAGUUUGUUGAGGUUUGUUGUUGGUUUUUUUUUACUCUCUCUGAGGUAUUAGUCUCAAAAAGCGCCAAAUUUGAAUAUUUUUUUGUAAAACUUUUCAUUAUCCCAUCGAGCUGAAAUCUCGCUCAUAAUCUCGUGGUGCGUGACAACACAUUUUAUUAAAAUUUCAGAAAGAUCAUUAGUGCAUUUAUGAAAAUAAAUGUUUUUGUUAUGUUGUGAGAAGACUAAUUAGUGGCCAUUUUAAUGUUCUAUUCAUUUUUAAGUCAUUUAUAGAUCUAUAUAUUUAUAGUUGACCUUUCGUCGGUUAGAUGAGUUGGUUAGAGCGUCGUACUAGGAAAGUGAAUGUCGUGGCUCAAUCUUUUAUUGGUAUUUUUUUUCUUUAUUUCUCAAUGACAUAUAAAAUUGGAAUAUUUAGUUGACCAUAUUAUUUUAACAUAAAAUAGAAAUUGAUUUUUAAACAAGAAAACAUUUAAAAAUACAAUUUCAAAAAACAAAGUGUAUAUUAAGUGUAAUUGUUUCAAUUACUUUGAUCAGUCAUGUCUCUAUAUUAAUAUUUGACCUAGACAUAAUAAAUCUGUGAGAUUAGAAAUAUGUUUACCGAUUGUUUUUAUUUAUCUUUAAGAUUUCUCGAUGCGCUAUAUUCACUUGUCUGGACCAGUUGGGAAAGGGGGAGGGAAGAAGGGGGUAUCUUGAUGAAUGUUUACACUUAAGGCUCAAGAGUCCUCAGGGGGACUAAUUCAACUUAUAAUCACAUCUGUCAAGUACGAUUUCUUUCACUUGUUCAAGAUACCAAACAAAAUAAUUAAUUACCGAUAUUUAAUUAACUUUAGUUUUUCUCAAAUAUGGUCAGGUACCAUUUAGAGCUGUGUGGACUCAGCAGCGCCCUGAAGAUCCCUGAAUUAAAUCUCAGUCCUCAGCAGGAUUCGAACACAGAACUCCUUGGUUCUGAAGCUAAACAUUUUAACCCUCAGCCAUCGCGCCUCCUAUAUAAAGACUAAAAAUAAAAUGAUAUAUAACAUAACAUAAUAUAUUGCUUAUGAUGAUGUUUUCUGAAAAAUCAUUUUUCUAACGUUGGUAUAGAGAAAAAAUUUGAACAACAUAAAGUAUGAAUGUAUUUAUAUUUACAAUAUGUAUAUAUACUGUUUAUUUCAAACAUGCUAAUAACAAUUCUCGAUCACGAUGUUUCAUUGUGUCAACGGUCAAU